AUGCAGGGAGAAUCUAGAAGCAGUAGCAGCAUGAGUGACAUGAGCAGGAGGAGAUCAUGCUAUAGAGGGCACUGGAGGCCAGCCGAAGAUCAGAAACUUCAACAACUUGUUCAACAUUAUGGUCCCCAGAAUUGGAAUUUCAUUGCAGAACAUCUUGAGGGAAGAUCAGGGAAAAGUUGCAGAUUGAGAUGGUACAACCAACUUGAUCCAAACAUCAACAAGAAGCCAUUCACAGAAGAAGAGGAACAAAGGCUUCUUGCAGAUCACCGGAUUUAUGGAAACAAAUGGGCUCUUAUUGCACGUCGUUUUGAAGGCAGGACUGAUAACGCACUGAAGAAUCACUACCAUGUUAUCAUGGCAAGAAGAAAACGGGAAAGAUUCGCACUACUCCAAGAUCAUCAUCAGCAUCAUCAUCAUGAUCCAAGUCUACUCAACCAUCACAACAGCUUCACUACGUUCUGGUGA
Molecule: messenger RNA, 465 nt
Organism: Juglans regia (Persian walnut)
Lineage: Eukaryota; Viridiplantae; Streptophyta; Magnoliopsida; Fagales; Juglandaceae
Product: transcription factor MYB52-like
Exons: 3
Coding region: 1-465 (154 amino acids)
Biological process (GO): regulation of DNA-templated transcription
Cellular component (GO): nucleus
Molecular function (GO): DNA-binding transcription factor activity, RNA polymerase II-specific; RNA polymerase II cis-regulatory region sequence-specific DNA binding
Source: RefSeq, a predicted model, not a curated record